Messenger RNA from Racocetra fulgida, 864 nucleotides. The record is from the annotation of a GenBank genome assembly. Lineage: Eukaryota; Fungi; Glomeromycota; Glomeromycetes; Diversisporales; Gigasporaceae.
AUGUCUAUUCCAAUAGGUCUUUCCGCUCAACUUUUGUCACCUUCUUUAGCUAAGCUUCAGCUAAGUAGUUAUUUUAACCAACUAAAAAACGAAACCACUUCUCGAAACAUUUCUACUCCUGAUGUGAGCGAUAAACCUACUUCUGUCAUUAAGACUGAUGAAAAAGACCAAAACUCAACGAUAGUUGUAACGAAUCCUCAUUCUCAUCAAAAAAAGAAACUUUCCAAUAAAUUGAACAGAAAAGACAUCGAUCGAGCUAUUGCUUUCUGUGCUUAUGCUGUUGAAGAAGACCAUCAAGGAAAUCCUGAUUGUGCAUUGGAACUUUACUUGCUCGGAUUAGAACAUAUUCUCCAAGCACUUCCAGAUCAAUCACGAAGAAAUGCUCUAAAAGCCAAACUACUUGAUUUUAUGGAUCGUACGGGGCUGACAAAUGAUUUCUCCGAAGAAACAAGUCCAUCAUCCACUAAGGAGGAAAAUAACGACUCUGCAACUUCAAAACUAUCCGAACACAUAAUUCAGGCGGCUGUUACAGGGGCUGUAGCACUUAAACAAUCGCCGAUUCCAGAUGCUAUAUCAGCGACGGUUAAUUACACAAUGAAGAAAAUUAAGGUCAUUGAUGAGGCUUAUGGAAUACAAGAUAAAGCAUGGGAAAUUUCUCGAUCUGGUAUUAAUAUGGCAUUGGAAAUUGAUCAGCAAUAUAAUGUACAUGGGAAAGUCGUAAAUGGUUUUUUCUUAGGACUUACGGCUGCUAUGAAAGCUGGAAUUGCUUAUACAGAUUCACCUUCAUAUCGUGAAUUAAAAAAAUCGCAUGUUGAUUAUAAUACAGCUGAAACUGAGCUGAUAAAGAAUGUUGAUGUUGAUUAG